Molecule: messenger RNA, 1569 nt
Organism: Linepithema humile (Argentine ant)
Lineage: Eukaryota; Metazoa; Arthropoda; Insecta; Hymenoptera; Formicidae
Product: transcription elongation factor, mitochondrial
Biological process (GO): transcription elongation by mitochondrial RNA polymerase; mitochondrial transcription
Cellular component (GO): mitochondrial nucleoid
Molecular function (GO): DNA polymerase processivity factor activity
Source: RefSeq, a predicted model, not a curated record
AAUGUGGAGGGAAAAAGAUAAACUCUGAACUAGUGCAGUCAGUUCAGCUAUAAAGAACAAACCAAAUGUGAUAUCUUUGAAUAUGUGUAGUUGAUUAUAGAAUCAUGUAAGAUAGAGUGAGAUAUACUUUUCCCUUGAAUAUUUUUGCUGUAAAUGUAUACAUUGUAUAUGAACAGAGUACGUUGCUGGUCGAAACGAUUUAAACUGAUUAUUGAUAAUUAAUAAUAAGGAAGAACGUAUUAAUAUAUAUUGAUUGUGUUAUGUUAAUUCUAUAAUUGAACGUGAAACAUGAUGCUGACAAAAUUAUUCGAUACUUUUAUUAAUACUCAAAGAACGCAAUUUCACAAACAUUGCGGAUUAGGCACACUUGUUUUUAAGAUAAAUAGCAUGUGUACUAAUGCAUUUGAUAAGAUCAAUUUGCUCUCUUCAGAAGAAAAAGAGAAAAUACUCAACAUAAUAAAUAGCAAAAAUACAGAGGAUCUAUUACAGUAUUCCAUAACUAAGAAGCGUGCACAUAAUUUAGAAUUGCAUCGAAUAGAUAAUGGACCAUAUAAAUCAGUAAAGGAUUUAUUACUAGUAAAGGGUAUAAAUACCAAAUGUUUAUUUAGGUUUUCUAAAUCAAUUAUAUCUGGCAAAAAAAUGAGCUCUAAAAAAAUGUCAUAUGGCUUGGUCUUGACACCAAAAGCUGUUGGUGAUAUUCAUAAGAAGGUUAACACAGUAUUAGGCAUACAUAUAGGGCCAAACAUGAUCAGUUGGUCAUUAUUAAAUCGUGAUUCCGAGGUAUUGCAAUGGAGUUAUAAAUCCUUUCCAGAAAAACGGGCAAAGGAAAAUCUUCAUACUUUAGUUCAAGUAAUAUUACCAAUUGUUGCAAAACUACCAAAGGCUGAGCGAUAUGUAAUGCAAGAGACUGGUGGUGACAUGUGUUAUCAGCAAAGUCGCAAAUUUUAUCUUGCUUAUGUACGACAAUCCAUAAUAGGUGCUAUCAUCAUGUCGUAUCUGACAUUGAAUUGUAAAUUAGACGAUACUGCAGAGUUUGUAGCAAAUAAUAUUUUUAUACUUCGACAGCAUACUUUACGGAAGAUCUAUGGACUUAUAAUUGAUAACGAAGUUAUAUCUACACAAUAUAUGUUGCAAAAAUUGCUACAAGAGAAUGAUAAAUUAUUAGAAACCAAGGAACGCUGGCCAAGUGUCUCCAUAAAUGCAGAAUUAAGAAAUAUGUAUCAAGCACAAAGUUCUGUUUAUCAAGAACAAAUGAAUUGGUCUUUAUUGAUAGCAUUAGCUUUCUUAGAGUUAGUUGUACAUGAAAGAACUGAUAUGAUUGUUCGUAGCGCUCAAUAGAUUGUGAUAUAUAUUCUUAUAUGUAUAUAUAUAUUUCUGUUUGCAUUAUAAUAUAUAUAUACACAUUAUAAUCCAAACAGAAAUAUGUAGCAAGUUAACAUUAUCAAUGAGUCUAGUUUGUAAAUUAUAUUUACAUGAUACAAAACAUAAACAUAUUUAAGAAAUUAAGAAUUUCUUAUAACUUAAGAAACAAAAGAAAGAAUGGGCAAAUCAUUACUUACAUUGAUAUUG